Messenger RNA from Quercus lobata, 1122 nucleotides. Its product is annotated as protein DNA-DAMAGE INDUCIBLE 1-like. Gene Ontology annotation, molecular function: aspartic-type endopeptidase activity. Gene Ontology annotation, biological process: proteolysis. The transcript has 11 exons. Lineage: Eukaryota; Viridiplantae; Streptophyta; Magnoliopsida; Fagales; Fagaceae. Bases 568 to 1122 code for a protein of 184 amino acids. The record is from RefSeq and is a predicted model, not a curated record.
CCCACCCCACGGUCAUUUCCUGAGCUAUCACCUAUUCCAUCAUUUGACCUGGGUCUUGAUCAAACCCCUCCUGACUUGCAACAGGACCCACCUUCCCACAGUACAUCCACUGGCCCACCCCAUGUUCAGCCUGAGCAGCCUGUUGGGUUAGCUGCAGCGGCAGAAGGUCGGCCAAAACGCAUAUCUAAGGCACCUCCUUGUGGGACAGGGGGGCACAAACAUGGACACAACGCUGGGCCGGAGGCAUCUGAUGACGGACAUGCAAGACCUCCUCCUUAUUAUACGAGAAAGCGUAAGGUUCAAAAAAGGUGAAAGGUACAGUUGGGACAUUAGCUGGAGGUAGAUAUUCAUGUGUUUGUGAAUGAUACAAUUCUUGUUGCUGUUAUCUUCGAGGCGAUGUCUGGCAUGUAUUCCUGAAAGGAGACUUCAAACACAUGCUUUAUGGCUACAAAUUUGAUGGAAAAUUCUCCCCAGACGAAGGGCUUUACUAUGAUUCUUCUCGGAUUCUAUUGGAUCCUUAUGCAAAAGCAGUUAUAAGCAGAGGUGAGUUUGGUGCUUUAGGAGCUGAUGGUAAUUGCUGGCCCCAAAUGGCCUGCAUGGAACCUUCUUUUGAUGAUGAGUGCACCUACCAAUAAUUUUAGCUUCAAUCCAGAUGGGUCUGCUGUGAACCCUGGAGCUUUCCAGCAGCAUAUUCGAAGUGAUUCUAAUCUUAUGGCUCAGUUGUUUCAGAAUGAUCCUGAACUAGCACAAGCUGUUCUAGGAAAUGAUCUAAAUAAACUGCAAGACCUUUUACGAGAGCGUCAUCGCCAAAAAUCUGACUUACGACGUCAACAAGAAGAGGAGCUCGCCCUUCUUUAUGCAGAUCCUUUUGAUGUUGAAGCGCAAAAGAAGAUUGAAGCUGCUAUUCGCCAGAAAGGAAUUGAUGAAAAUUGGGCCGCUGCCUUGGAACAUAACCCUGACGCUUUUGCAAGGGUGGUUAUGUUGUACGUGGACAUGGAGGUUAAUGGUUUCCCAUUAAAGCUCUUAUAUUUAUUUAUAGUUUCUCCAUUUCGUAAGGCAAGUGACUAUGUUUUGAGGUUUUUUGGUUAUUCACAGUGUAUUGAAAAAGUUGCUCAAGGAUGA